CUUAUUAUCCAACUCUGAACUGAAAGUGCCCUUCAUUUCAUUGUCAUUCAUUUUCGGAUUUUUGGUCCACUUUUCCUUCCAAGGGCUCGCCACCAUCCGAUGUCUGAGUGCCUACCUCGUGGUGCCUUCGACCUUUGCCCAUCUCACGCGUCCAUCUCGUCUCGUUCGGAUCCCUCUCAACUUUUGUUAAGUAGAAAAGUGAAGUCAAAAAUAAAAUUGCCAAAAUCAAGUCAAAAUUUGUACUACGACUUUGGCAGAGCGUGGGACUGUGACCCGAGGAUCGGAUUACAUUUUCACACACAUUCUUCUUCUUUUCUUUAUGUGCAGUUAUUUUGGAGGACGCAGUAGUCAAAUAAUAACGAGACGAGCUUUAUUUUAUUAUUUAUUGAGAGGACAAGGCCAGACCAGUCAUUCACUUCACGGAGGGAAGAAGGAACGGAAACAAGUUGUUCGGAACAAGAGGGCGAAAAAGACGUAACAAAUUUACGUUGGUUGUUCUUCCAGCGGAAAAGAAAAGGGGACGAUUGAAUUUUGAUUUGUGAUGAAAAUGGAUCAAGCCGAGAUGACCAAGGCGAAACUGGCUGUGGUUGGAGGGGGCAGCCCCAUCCUCAGAUUGGACAAGAACGGUGGAAUGUUUCGGAUUCCAAUCUCUGAUAAAUGGGCACUUGCUGGAACGACGCAAGUAAAAUUUCGUUCCACUCGAACCACACUUUGCGUUUUGGGACUCCUCUUGACCCUAAUCGUGACCGGAGUCGUGCUCAAUUGCAGAAUUCACAACUUGGAGGCGAAGAAUGUCGCUUUGGAGGGAGAACUCCGCACCGUGAAUCUCAAGCUGACCUGUCUCAUGGCGAAAAUGUCGGGAAAUGAUGAUACCAGUAGGAUCUGUUCAGAGUGGGAGAAUGAAUUAAGGUUAUCACCCGUUGUUGAUCAAUACUAUGCAAAUGAAGAGAAGGAUGAUAAUGCACAAAAAUCUGGACGACGUGUUCCGCGAUCGGUGGGAAAUGAUGCGGAUUCCUCAUUUAAGAAUAUGAAUUUGACCUCCGCCUCCCAUCAUCGAAAACGAGAGCGAGGUACAGCAGUUACUAAAUCAGAAAUCUUGAAACAAUUCCGUAAUCUCAAGGAUCUCCGUGAAAAGGACCAAAUCGAUCUCACUAAGCUUAAAAUCAAACUUGAAUCUGCCAAGAUACGUGCUAAAACUGCAAAAUCUCUUCUCACUGCUUAUCGCGCGAGUGCCCGUGACCAAAAUCGAAAUGCUGGCAACACGAGUGAUGCCCGAGCCGUCUACUUAACCGUGCGUGAUACAGCGAUCAACAUUCAAAACCCUAAACUAGAACUCAUCGGUCCUUGGCACAUGGCGGAGACGGGUUCAAAUUUGGGCUUUAACGACCUAUGGUAUCGAAACUUGGCCCUUGACUAUAACGGAACUUCCGUCGUUUUUCAAGAAAAUGGACUCUACUUGAUUUAUGCGCAGGUUUACUACAAAAGCACGCAGACCAAGAAGGACAAAAUUUCUCCCAUGGGGUUCAAAAUCUACUUGAAGAAGAAUACAAAAACCAGCCAAAUGUUUAAACAACCAAUUCCCAUUGCCGAAUGUGUACCAGCCUUUCCCAAAACGUUUUAUCAAACCUGUUUCACCCAGAUUUGUUGGUUUAUCGAAGAGGGGGAUCAAGUCUACUUGGAGCACUUCACUGAAGCCUUUCCAGUCAUUGAGGCAGAAAAAAUGGGACAAACUUUCCUCGGAAUUGUUCGGCUUUCCCAUUAAUCGAGAAUAUUUUGCAUAGAAUUCUCAAUUACUCUUUUCAUGACAAUCACGUAGAAUUUAAUUAAAUCUUUAAUUAAAGUUCGAUAGAUUUUAGGAAGCAAUAUUCAAUCAGUAAUAAUAACUAACUACAUUGCCAAGCUUGUCAUUCUCAUUAAGAAGGAAAUAUGUACUACCUGAGUCCGUCCAGAGUGCUGGAAACUGUGAGGAUUCGUCUUUCGUGAUUUUACUUGGAGACUUAUUUAGCUUUCAUGUUACUUAUUACCAUUCAUGUGUUAUUAGUUAAUCAAUUAACGCUCAACUUCAAAGUUCCUAUUUUGCAGACCUGCUGUCUUAUCUUGACUGUAAAGUACAUACGCUUAUACAAUUUCUAAAAAUUAUUAUAAUCAUAAUCAUGCAACUUGCCAGUAUUUGUUAACAGUUUUUUGUCAUUUAUUAAAAAAAAAUGGUAUUAUAGAAAAGUUUCUGACCACGCGUUACACAUGUCCCAACACGUGCAAUUAAUAGAUAUCAAUAUUUUCAUAUUUUUAUCUUGUUUUUUUUUGUAAGACAAAUCGUAUUAAAAAUGAAUUUUACAAUCUGUUAAAACUAAA
Molecule: messenger RNA, 2352 nt
Organism: Folsomia candida
Lineage: Eukaryota; Metazoa; Arthropoda; Collembola; Entomobryomorpha; Isotomidae
Exons: 7
Coding region: 542-1762 (406 amino acids)
Biological process (GO): immune response
Cellular component (GO): membrane
Molecular function (GO): tumor necrosis factor receptor binding; receptor ligand activity
Source: RefSeq, a predicted model, not a curated record